Messenger RNA from Penicillium waksmanii, 939 nucleotides. RefSeq names its product alpha/beta hydrolase. Gene Ontology annotation, molecular function: palmitoyl-(protein) hydrolase activity. The coding region runs from base 1 to 939 and encodes 312 amino acids. The record is from RefSeq and is a predicted model, not a curated record. Gene Ontology annotation, cellular component: membrane. Lineage: Eukaryota; Fungi; Ascomycota; Eurotiomycetes; Eurotiales; Aspergillaceae. The transcript has 3 exons.
AUGUCCGAAUCCCCUCCUCCACCCCCAUCCUGGAGCAUCAGCGCCAUGGCAAACAACACCAUGCAGUUCUUACGUCUGCCUGUCCUGGCUUCAUCUGGCCUGGCUGUCGUCGCUAGUGGUCUAUUAUAUUUCAAGCAGAACGAAUUGAUAUAUCCCCGCAGUGUUCCUGCCGAUGCUCGAACCAACGUCCCUAGCCCCCGACAAUUCGGUAUCAAGGACUUUGAAGACCUUCAGAUUCCUACCCCCGAUGGUGAAUCCCUUCAUGCGCUCUUCCUCCGUCCGCCUAUGGGCCGUCGUCAGCGCAACCUCACCGUUCUCAUGUUCCACGGUAAUGCUGGAAACAUUGGUCACCGGGUUCCCAUUGCGAAAGCUCUCCAAGAUACCCUGCAUUGCAAUGUGUUCAUGCUUGAAUAUAGAGGGUAUGGUUUGUCGACGGGAACCCCUGACGAAGCGGGUCUCAAGAUCGACGCCCAGACCGGAUUAGACUACCUACGACAACGCCCCGAGACAAGAGACACCAAGAUCGUCGUCUAUGGCCAAAGUUUGGGCGGCGCCGUGGCUAUCAAUCUUGUCGCGACCAACCAGGAAGAGGGUGAUAUUAGUGGACUGGUCCUCGAGAAUACCUUUUUAAGUAUCCGCAAGUUGAUUCCUACUGUCUUCCCACCAGCACGCUAUCUUGCCCGUUUAUGCCAUCAAUACUGGUCCAGUGAAGAAACCCUGCCGAAGAUCACCGAUAUUCCAAUCCUCUUCCUCAGCGGACUGAAGGACGAACUUGUUCCACCCACCAACAUGACCCAGCUAUUCUCCGUCUGCAAAUCCGAGCGCAAGAUCUGGCGCACAUUACCAAAUGGUGGGCACAACGAUUCCGUCGCCGAACCAGGUUACUUCGACCACAUCCACUCCUUCAUCACAGAAGAAGUCAUGACCGACGAAAAAUGA